ACACGAUAUUAUGCCGGUAACUGCCCAGCCCCUAGAAGAGUCUGCUGGACUGCUGGAGCAGCCGCUCGCAAUGGGGAUGGCUAUCGUACGACCUGAUAACUUUGGCCUUGUUGUCCCGGGAGUUUACCGGAGCAGCUAUCCUAAAGCCCAAGAUUUUGCUUUCCUCCAGAACCUGAAGUUGAAGACCAUCAUUACACUAGUCCAGAAGGAGUUACCUGACGGUUAUCAAGUCUUCCUCGACGGGAAUGGAAUCCGGCAUGUCGUAUUUGCCAUGACGGGCACAAAGAAGGCAGACGUACCGCUAGCUAUGAUGCGAUCUAUCAUAGGGUUGGUUGCUGACCAGACAAACCACCCACUGCUCAUACAUUGCAACCAAGGCAAGCACAGAACUGGUUGCGUCGUGGGUAUCCUUCGGAUGUAUCAUGGUUGGGACAGGGCAUCGGCUCUCAACGAAUAUGAGCGAUACGCGUAUCCCAAAGUGCGACCAACAGACGUUCAGUACCUCCGUGAAUUCCAACUCGCCAACCUCAGGCACAUUGUAGCACGAAGAGAAGGUCUCGAGCAGUCAAGCCUGUCGAUGGGUCGUUUCAUCUGCUUCUAUGUGGUUGCUGUUUUGGGUCUUCUCGUCUGGUUCUUGUCGACUUGUGGGAUUAUGUCCUUUCCGGUCUUUGACCCACCUCGGCGCCCAAGGGUGAGCGAAAUCUGAACCAGAGGAGGAAGGAAAAUGAGAGGUGACGUGGUAAUGGGGACAAGUGGCCGAGCGUGCACUGAGAUUUCAUUUGUUCUACUCCAGGGGCCGGAGUUUUGGCCAUGGCAUUGAGACUGAUCAAGUGCUGAAAAGUCUCCCAGGCGUUUUAGGAGCAACAUACUCUGCAUACCCUUUCAUGGCAGGAAAGACUUUGGAAUUGGAGGGCAGCAGAAACAAAAGCUUUGAUUUUAGUUAGAUUAGAGAGCAACA
This is a messenger RNA of Truncatella angustata, 958 nucleotides long. RefSeq names its product tyrosine phosphatase family-domain-containing protein. The record is from RefSeq and is a predicted model, not a curated record. The transcript is spliced from 2 exons. NCBI's taxonomy places the organism in Eukaryota, Fungi, Ascomycota, Sordariomycetes, Amphisphaeriales, Sporocadaceae. Gene Ontology annotation, molecular function: inositol diphosphate tetrakisphosphate diphosphatase activity; phosphatase activity. Gene Ontology annotation, cellular component: cytoplasm. Bases 11 to 706 code for a protein of 231 amino acids. Gene Ontology annotation, biological process: protein dephosphorylation.